AUGCGUGAACUUUCUUCGGUUCUCGCCCUUUCGGGCUUGCUGGCCCUGGCGUCGGCACAGGAUCCUGCCGCCCUGCUCAACUCGGUGUGCUUCCCCAGCGGACAACUCAAAAACACCAUCCCGUACCCGUGCCCGGGAAUCGCCAAUGCCAAGCAACAAUGCAACCAGUUCCUUCCUGGUCCCAACGCGAGCCCUGAUCAGAUCAAGAAGCACCGCGACUGCCUGUGCUUUGACGAGAAGAUUAUCCAGUUCGAGAAGGGCUGCACUGCUUGCAAGAAGACACACGCCUUCCUCAGCAAGAGGGGCGAAGGCUACUGGAACGGAAUUUUGGAUCGUGUCUACUCCGACUACUGCCAGGCCGAAAACCCAACCGCCGCAUACGAUGCUUCGUGGGCUUCCGCGUCCCAGGCUGCCGGUCCGAUACCUACCGGCGGACCCGAUGAUGUACUCACCAACUAUGCCAAGGAUCUGCCCGCCGACGAGAAGACAAAGGUUGAACUCUACUGGAAGGGCACUACUGAGGAGAAGCGUCCCUCGGCCACUGCCACGCCAACUUCCGUGUCGACCAGUGCUGCCGCUACCCCCACGCUGGUUGACGAUGAUGAUGAGUGGUGCGACGACGAGGAGACUACUUCCGCCUCCGCCGGUUCUGCCGCCGCGACUACCGCCAGCCCCAACACCGCCGUCUCUGGCAGCACUCAGCCUACUCCUGUUCUGAACGACGACUGGAUCACUGCCUCUGCCAAGGAGGACCCUUCUGCCAGCACCGUCCGCCCCCCCCAGCCCAGCCAGUCUGGCUGGACUAAGCAGAACGAGACCUCCCCUGCCCCUGCCACCGAGACUGUCUACAUUGACCGUGUCGUCAUUGUCAAGGUUUGCCAGAAGUGUGUCUAUGCCCAGUCCGACAACGGCGACUUCAAGCUGGCCUGCUCCAACCCCAUGGAGAUCGAGGGCACCAAGAAGCAGGUCCCUGUCGAGGAGGCCAAGCACCUUCCCGCUGUCCCUGUCGCUCUUCCCAAGGAGCCCGUCUCUGUAGAGCAGAAGAAGAAGAUCGUCGUUCCGGAUACCAUCAUCCAGCAGGUCUGCGGGUGCUCUUACACCUCGGGCCCCGGCUCCAACGGCAACGGUGCCAAUGGUUCCAACCCUGGAAGCUCCAAGAACCCUGGUUCUGGCUCUGAUAGCCCCAAGAACAACGGCGCUACCGGCUCCAAUGGCAAGCCUGGCUCUGGCAACAAUGGUGCCAACGGUUCCAACCCUGAAGGCUCCAAGACCCCUGGCUCCGGCCCUGAUAGCCCCAAGAACAAUGGCUCCAACGGCUCCAACGGUCCUAACGGCUCUACUGGCUCUCCUUCUGGCCUUGGCAACGAGGGCCCCAACGGUUCCAACGGCAAGCCCGGCUCUGGCAACAAUGGUGCCAACGGUUCCAACCCCGGCAACCCCAACGCUCCCGGCUCCGGCAACACCGGUGCUGGCUCUGAUGCCGGCAGCCCCAAGAAUCCCGGCUCCAACGGUUCCAACGGCCCCAACAAUGCCGGCUCGAAUGGCGUUGUUGCUCCUUCUGGCAGCAACCCCUCCAAGCCAACUCGCGUCGGCUCUGCUGGUCUGCCUUCGGGAACCAACCAGGUCCCCAUUGUCAGCUCGGCAUCCGGCAACAUGCCGGCAUCCGUGGCUAUGCUCUUCCUCGCCGCCAUGGCUCUUCUUAUCUAA
Messenger RNA from Metarhizium brunneum ARSEF 3297, 1707 nucleotides. RefSeq lists its product as uncharacterized. NCBI's taxonomy places the organism in Eukaryota, Fungi, Ascomycota, Sordariomycetes, Hypocreales, Clavicipitaceae. The record is from RefSeq and is a predicted model, not a curated record.